AUGGGUUGUCAAAAAAGGAAGGAGAAGCUUGUCAAACCUCAAGAAAAGGCUAAAAGCUUUGUGGAGCCAUGGCCAAAUCUCCCUCAACAGCUCCUCAACUUUAUAGGAAGGCAACAUCCCGAUGAAACCGAUCGUCUAAUGGAAAACAUCAGCUUCCGUGGUGUUGCAAAAUCAUGGAGAGCAGGACCUAAGCAAUGUAGUGACGCACGAUUACCAUGGCUUGAACUUUCCGAGAAAGAUAAUUACUGCCAGUCCAAGACUCUUCAAGAGCAUACUCUCAACAUUCCAUUUCGACCAGGUGAAUAUUGGUGGUACGGUAGAAGGUCAUGGGAUAAUCCAUGGACGCGUUUUCAUGGAUGUUCACACGGGUUGAUUGUCGCUGGAGGGAAGGGUCCUGAAGAGUACUGUCUCUUGAUUCCUGGUCCAAGAAACAGUUAUUGGACUAUUCCCCCUUGGGACUCCACAAUUCCAUUCAAGUUUGCAACUCUGUCUUCAUCUCCUUCCAACAAUUACAAUUGUUGUUCUUUGAUGGUGUUAACAGGAUGUUCCAAUCCAUCUUUCAUGAUUUCUCAUCUAGGAUAUCAAAAUAAACGGAUGAAAGAAGAAAGCACCUUGCUUGACCCUAACUGCUCAAAAAGGCAACUUAUGCAAUUUACUAAUGCCAUUGGCUUUGAAGGUAAGUUCUAUGCAUUAAGUUUGCAAGGUACUUUAGCGGUUAUUGAAGAAACUGAAUCUAAGUUUCAAGUCACCAAAUUAAGCAGAAGCCGAGGUGUUCCAUCAGUUUUCUCGAAACAUUUCACAGAGUAUCUUCUUGAGUCCAAUGGAGAGAUGUUGUUGAUUUUCUUGAUAUCAGAACAAUCAACUAGGAAGGUGGACAAAGUGGAAAUGUUCAAGCUCCAGAUCGAUGACCUAUCAUGGUUAAAAUUGGACAACCUUGGAAAUAGAACAUUAUUUGCAGGGACUAAUUGUUGUAUGUCAGUCACUGCUAGUAAACUGGGCUGCAGAAGCAAUUGUGUCUAUUUCAAUGAGCUUGCUACUAAUACUUGGCAGUACAAUGAAAUGGAAAGUGCUACUGUUUUUUCCUGUUUGGAUGAUUAUGGUUGUCAAACAAGAAGUCCAGUAUGGGAAGUGCCAAUAGUGAAGAGCAAUUUCUUGUAA
Messenger RNA from Lycium barbarum (goji berry), 1158 nucleotides. RefSeq lists its product as uncharacterized. The record is from RefSeq and is a predicted model, not a curated record. NCBI's taxonomy places the organism in Eukaryota, Viridiplantae, Streptophyta, Magnoliopsida, Solanales, Solanaceae. Bases 1 to 1158 code for a protein of 385 amino acids. The transcript has a single exon.